This is a messenger RNA of Aplysia californica (California sea hare), 231 nucleotides long. Its product is annotated as neurocalcin. Gene Ontology annotation, molecular function: calcium ion binding. The record is from RefSeq and is marked provisional. Lineage: Eukaryota; Metazoa; Mollusca; Gastropoda; Aplysiida; Aplysiidae.
GCUAUCUACAAGAUGGUGGGCACGGUGAUGAAGAUGCCGGAGGACGAGUCGACCCCUGAGCGACGCACGGACAAAAUCUUCCGCCAGAUGGACAAGAACAUGGACGGUCGUCUGUCCAUCGACGAGUUCAUCGAGGGCGCCAAGAGUGACCCGUCCAUUGUACGACUGCUCCAGUGUGACCCCCAGGCCGCCACACAGAGUUGAACCGUCACAGGGGAGGGCUGAUCACGU